CUUCGGUUCUUCACCCACUUAAGCCGCACCUUCACUAUGCUCCGCUGCCAUUGCUGCUGGUGGUGGUGGCAGAGCUUGAGAAAUUGAAAGACGCGAUUUUUGUUUCCGAAAUGGUUCAUGCUUGCAGGGAAACUCUUCUGGAGAUGAUAUUAAAAGCCUUUUCCUAAUCUCAAUCCAAGCACAAGCAGCUCCACUUUUCCCACGUGUUGUCAAACUGAACUGUAGAACAGCAAUAGAGGAUCUGUUAAAGGCCCAACAGAGAUGUCUAGUAUGAUCCAAGUCUUUUAUGAUCAAAUUGAAACAAAAAACGAGAAGUAUGUAACAACCCUUACAUACCACCUUAUUCUUGCAUUCAAUCAUCAUCACCCUCAGAUCUGAAGCCUUAAACCAUGGCUGAGAAGGUAAUGAAUGCCACAAAUGCUACAGGAAGGUCAAGAAGAGAAAUUGGAGACGAGAAAUUCGAGGAGAAGCAAAAUAUCGUGACAAUGACGGUGGCGUGCUGCAGCCCCAUCGAAAGCAUUGAAAUCCUCGACCUGUCUCAUUGGUGGGAGGGCUCGAGGCUCAGGCUAAAACUCACCUUACAUAGUAAUGCCCAAUUUUCACAAGGUGAACCCACUGGUAGUGUUGUUAGUUUCUUCAAAAUCAUUCGUAGUGGGCAUAUUCAUGAUGAGAAGAUUGAGCUUCCAACGGAAUUCACAAAUAAGUGUGGAUUGAAACUCAGGUGAUUCUGAAAGUUGUAGAUGGCAACCAAAAAAAGUGUAUUGGACCAAUAAUAAUGGUUCCAUUUGGUUUCUUGUUGGGAAGGAAUGGAAAGAGUUUCAAUACACUUAUUUUGGUUGCCAUCUACAACUUUCAGAAUCACCGGAGUUUCAAUCCACAUUAACAGAAUCAAAAUUAUUAUCCUAAUGAGAGCCGAGUUUAGGGCAAGGGUAGUCAACCUCAAGAGUGUUGUUGUCAAAGGACCUAAUGGAGGAAGCUACAUGAAGGAAGGAGGAUACCUACUAAGAGUAGCAGAUGGGAGGACAUGGAAAGUGACGUGCAAGACUUGGAAGAAGAGAGAUGGGGUGCCUUCCAUGCAAUACAAAUUUACUAAUAAGGGUUGGAUCAAGUUUAGCCGAGAAAUGAAGAUAACGAAGGAUGAUGUCUGUCUCUUUGAGCUCCUUGACAACAAGAAUUCUAAUGGUAGUAGCUCCACUACCAUACCAACCUUCAAUGUUCUAAUUUCCUAUGACCCCAUCUGUAUUCCCUAAUUAAGCUAGUUUAUUAUCUAUGUUGUUUAAUUUGGUCUUGUCUUGUGUUAGUUGUGACUAGGUUGUGUGUUAUGUUAUUAUGAUGCUACUAUUGUUAUUAUUAUACUUUGGUGGUUUUAAGUUAUUAAUUAUUAGUCAAAUUUAAUUAUA
Molecule: messenger RNA, 1400 nt
Organism: Arachis duranensis
Lineage: Eukaryota; Viridiplantae; Streptophyta; Magnoliopsida; Fabales; Fabaceae
Exons: 7
Coding region: 390-725 (111 amino acids)
Source: RefSeq, a predicted model, not a curated record